ACUGUCCAAUGGGAUAUCAUGUACUAUCAUUUAUAAUACUAGAUGCACCCUUUAAAAUGAUGGACAGUCCAGAGGAACCCUCUAAAAUUAUGAACAGUCCAGAGGCACCCUCUAAAAAUGAUGGACAGUCCAGCGGAAUCCUCUAAAAUUAUGGACAGUCCAGAGGAACCCUCUAAAAUUAUGGACAGUCCAGAGGCACCCUCUAAAAUGAAGACAGUCCAGAGACACCCUCUAAAAUUAUGGACAGUCCAGAGGCACCCUCUAAAAUUAUGGGCAGUCCAGAGGCACCCUCUAAAAAUUAUGGACAGUCCAGAGAAACCCUCUAAAAUUAUGGACAGUCCAGAAGCACCCUCUAAAAUUAUGAACAGUCCAGAGGCACCCUCUAAAAUUAUGGACAGUCCAGAGGCACCCUCUAAAAUUAUGGACAGUCCAGAGGCACCCUCUAAAAUUAUGGACAGU
Messenger RNA from Staurois parvus, 459 nucleotides. Lineage: Eukaryota; Metazoa; Chordata; Amphibia; Anura; Ranidae. The record is from the annotation of a GenBank genome assembly.